Messenger RNA from Triticum turgidum subsp. durum (durum wheat), 504 nucleotides. Lineage: Eukaryota; Viridiplantae; Streptophyta; Magnoliopsida; Poales; Poaceae. The record is from the annotation of a GenBank genome assembly.
AUGGCUCCGCGUUCAGCCGCUCUCGCUCUCAAGGCAGCCGCCGUCGCCGCCAUUCUCGCCAUGCUGGUUGCGCCUUCUUUGGGGCGCUGCGGUCACCCUCAGGCACCGGCGCCGGCAACGCCACCUCCGCCACCACCACCACCACCAUCUCUGGCUCCAGCGCCGGGACCUGGGCCUGGGCCAACGAUAUCGUGCAACGACUGUUUUUCGCAGUGCUACUCGCCAUGUGAAGCCUCCAUUGCCUCGAACUGCAGCAGCUACUGCGACGGCAUUGACUAUACAUGCAACUCCUGCAAGAUGGACGUGAUCGAGGGCUGCAAGAAAGCAAACAACUGCACCGGCAGCUGCGACGAGUGCAACUUCGACCCUAGCCCUUCGUGCGUCAGCCCCUGCACCACCCGGUACUGCGACCUCUGCCGGUACGGGUUGGAGCAGCAGUGCCGGGAAACCUGUCAGAAGGAGUGCUCUGCGCCUAAAUGCGUACCAUGGAGCCCUCAGAACUAG